AUGAUUAAAUCACGUUCCGGUGAUGAAUGCGUUGUUGCUUUAUGUGAUCAAUGGUUUAUAGAUUAUGGAAAUGAUGAAUGGAAAAAAGAUGCACGUCGUGUUCUACAACAACUUAAUGUUUUUAGUGAUGAUACACGUCAAAAUUUCGAAGGUGUAUUUGAUUGGCUUCAUGAACAUGCAUGUUCUCGUUCAUAUGGUCUAGGAACAAAACUUCCUUGGGAUAAACAAUAUCUUAUUGAAUCUCUUUCUGAUUCGACUAUUUAUAUGGCUUAUGAUACUGUAGCUCAUCUUCUUCAGCAGCAAGACUCAUUUGAUGGAAAAAAAAUUGGUUCUGCCAAUAUAAAUCCAUCAGAAAUGACAAUUGAUAUAUGGGAUUAUAUAUUUUUCGUUGAUAGACCAUAUAGUUCAUUAAAAACAAAUAUCUCAAAAGAAACACUUGAUCGUCUUCGAAAUGAAUUUCAAUAUUGGUAUCCGAUUGAUUUACGAUCAAGUGGAAAAGAUCUUAUACCAAAUCAUUUAACUUAUUCUCUCUAUAAUCAUGUUGCUAUCUGGCCAAAUCAAGAAGAAAAUCGAUGGCCAAAAGCAUUUCGUGCAAACGGACAUCUUUUUUUGAAUGGUGAAAAGAUGUCGAAAUCAACAGGCAAUUUUAUGACUUUAAUAGAAGCUGUUGAACGAUUUUCUGCUGAUGGUAUGCGUCUUACUCUUGCUGAUGCUGGAGAUUCAAUUGAAGAUGCAAAUUUUGAUGAAAAAAAUGCUGAAGCUCAACUUCUUCGGCUCUAUACAUUUAUUCAAUGGGCCAAAGAGGUCGUGGCUAUGUCUUCUUCUUAUACAACGAAUCAGUCAGAUGCUCAAGAAUCAACUGAUGGAAAUAAAUCAAAGAAUUAUUUUGAUCGUGUUUUUCAAAGUGAAAUAAAUCGAUCAAUUAAACUUACUCAAGAAGCUUAUGACAAUAUGUUAUAUAAAGAAGUAUUGAAACAUGGUUUCUUUCAACUUCAAAAAAGUCGAGAUAAUUAUCGUGAACUUUGUUCAGAAACUGAACAAUUAAAUAUUCCAUUAUUAAAACAUUUUAUUGAAAUUCAAGCACUUAUUUUAUCACCAAUAUGUCCACAUAUUUGUGAUUAUGUUUAUCAAUUAUUAUAUCCAAAUAAAUCAAUUAUGGAAGCUGGAUGGCCAGCAGCUGGUGAAAUUGAUCAAUCAUUAAUUGAUUCUUGUGAAUAUCUUUUAGAUACUGUACAUGAUUUUCGUACUCGAUCAAAAAAAUUUAAAGAUCACAAUAAGGCAACUAUUUAUGUUGCCGCUAAUUAUCCUCAAUGGCAAACAUUCAUUAUUAAUGAAUUAAAAAAUAUUUAUCAAGAAAAUUCAUCAUUUCCAGAUACGAAAACCUUAGCAUCACAUUUUACGAAUCUAAAAGGAAUUGAUGCAAAAUAUAUUAAAAAAACAAUGCCUUUUGUAUCCUAUUGUCAAACAUUAGUUAACGAGGCAAAUAAUAAUAUUAAUAUAUUAGAUCGACAUUUAACAUUUAAUGAAUAUGAAAUUCUCAAUGAUAAUCAACAAUAUAUUCAACGAGAAUUAAAACUUAAUGAAUUACAUAUAAUUAAAACUGAUGAUGCAGUAAAUAUUAAUAAUUCAGAAGAUAUUACACCAGGUAAACCACUUAUCCAAUUUUCUGUUUAA
This is a messenger RNA of Adineta steineri, 1674 nucleotides long. NCBI's taxonomy places the organism in Eukaryota, Metazoa, Rotifera, Eurotatoria, Adinetida, Adinetidae. The record is from the annotation of a GenBank genome assembly.